Messenger RNA from Trypanosoma brucei brucei TREU927, 342 nucleotides. Its product is annotated as 40S ribosomal protein S25, putative. Gene Ontology annotation, cellular component: cytosolic small ribosomal subunit. Bases 1 to 342 code for a protein of 113 amino acids. The transcript has a single exon. NCBI's taxonomy places the organism in Eukaryota, Euglenozoa, Kinetoplastea, Trypanosomatida, Trypanosomatidae. Gene Ontology annotation, molecular function: structural constituent of ribosome. The record is from RefSeq and is a predicted model, not a curated record.
AUGCCACCAAAGAAGGGAGGGAAGGACACCAAGCAGGCGCCCAAGAAGGGCAAGAUGGAGAACCUCAACAAGGGUGCCAAGAAGGCUGCAAAGAAGUGGUCUAAGGGCCGUACCCGUGAGGCACUUCAGAACGCCGUCAUGUUCGACAAGGAAACGAUGGACAAACUCAUGAAGGAAGUACCGAAGUACAAGGUUAUCACACCAUCCAUCAUCAGUGACCGUCUGAAGAUCUCCGUGGCUCUUGCCGGGAAGGGGCUCCAGCACUUGUGCAGACAGGGGCUCAUUCGGUUGGUUUCAUGCAGCAGCAAGUUUCGCGUUUACACGCGCGCUGCUACCGCAUAA